Dreissena polymorpha is the source of this 6019-nucleotide messenger RNA. RefSeq lists its product as uncharacterized. Gene Ontology annotation, biological process: regulation of apoptotic process. Bases 136 to 2226 code for a protein of 696 amino acids. Gene Ontology annotation, molecular function: protease binding; death domain binding. The record is from RefSeq and is a predicted model, not a curated record. The transcript is spliced from 2 exons. NCBI's taxonomy places the organism in Eukaryota, Metazoa, Mollusca, Bivalvia, Myida, Dreissenidae.
CUUGGUUUCUACGUUGGCUUAACAUUUGGAAUUCCAUUUAAUCAUCCAGUUAUAAACUACAUACGCAGUCAAAAAUGAAUAGAUUGAGUAUAAAACGUGAUCACUUGGGUGAAAUAAAACAGCUAUGCUAACACUAUGGAUGAAAAACAAGAGAAACUUCUACGGCAGAAGCGUGUUGAUAUUGUAACUGACCUUGAGCCGCGUGGUAUUGUCCUUGACACGUUGUAUGAAGACGGCGUUCUGACAGAGAAUGACGUCGAACUCGUAUCGAUUGCUCCUACGAGGAAACAACGCUGCCACGUGCUCCUUCAACUUCUGCCAACUCGCGGCCCGGUUGCCUACGGGUCAUUACAAAAGGCAUUAUUGGCGGGAAAAUACCAUUUUCUGGUGGAUAAGCUGGACGCUCAACCAAAUGUUGCAGACGAAAAUGCGCGGGAAAACAAAAAAUGUGAAUUGUGCCUCAGUUUUCUUCAGAGAAUAGUUGGUUGCCAUUCGGCUACGAAUUCGAAACUAUUGGCGUUGCUCAGCGAACAUUGUUGUUCGUUUUUGGACAACGUUGAACCUCGUGACGUCAUCGACCGACUAUUUCAGGAUGGAAUUCUGGUAAACGAUGACAUUGACACAAUUAUGACUUGUUCAACCAGACGAACUCGCUGUGAGACAUUGUUUUCACUUCUUCUCAAUGUUGAAACGUGUGUGAUUGACAGUCUUGCGGCAUCUCUUUCGAAAAAAUACGGCUUUUUAGUCGAAAAGGUUGCGAGUUUAAAAAGUCUCCAUCAACACGAAAUGGGUUUCUCGUCGACCACUCAGCGAACUACUCAUGACACGGCUUUAAAAGAGUACGACUUUGCCAGCGAGCACGGUGCCAUACGAAUGGUUCAACCAUGUAAUCUCGAUACAACUGCCGAUGAUAAUGUUCCGUGUACGGCGCCGGUGUGGGGAGUGCAAAACACUGCUACGUGCAGCGAUGUCAUUGAUGGGGCGAUGCCGGUUGAGGUCAGUCGUAUACACGACGCCAGAGGCGCAUUAAAACACAAAUACAUCAACAAACAUCCACAUCGCAGUGGCGCUGAUGUAAUAACAAAACUUAAGUGUAAUAAAUUUCGACUCACAACUGAGGAAAAUGAUCGUCAUGAAAAGCGAGAUGCCAAUGAGGACACACAAUUUUCAGGCAAUGAACAAAAAUCGAAUUGCGCGGUUGCGCAGCAAUGCGGUGCGCGGGAAAUAAUACCAAAACAAGUCACGGCCAUUACGUCCGAGAAAACGAGCAAACGACUCCACGUUGCUUUCAACUUUCUUAGCGCGUUGCUCAACCAAGGCCAGUUCGAGAAAUUUGAAAGCUUCUCAAACCAGUUGAAAGCGUCGCGUUCGUCAAAUAACGACCUCAUGUGCAUUCUGGGAUACCUGCACGCCAGUAAAGACCUGUUCCUGACCGAUUUCGAUUCCGCGAAAAAACACAUCUGUGAAACCAUGAAACUCGUUGCCAAGACUUCGAACCCACGCUACUUUGCUUUGAAACUAUUCACCGCGAAGACUCGAAUGUACACAACUCGGAAGAAGCUGACAAAGGUGCAGGAGACCUUGGACGAUGCGAUGAUGAUUCUACAGACAGAUCCGGUCGGUUGUACCGGACUCGCCGCCGGGGGGUUAUAUUUGAACGACGGUCGUAGUAAAACUACUCAACUCACGUGUUUAAAUCUCAGUAAGCCGAACGCUUUCCUGGCAUAUAACCGCUUGUUUAACGGGGCGAAAGCCAGCUUGCAGCGCGCCAUGACGAACUUCCAACGUGACGGAGGGCAAGGCGGCACUGACGGAUUCGGUUACGCCCUCUGUCGCCUCGCCAUUCUUCUGUUGCGCUGUGGAGACAACGGUCUGACCAUGGAUCUGAUAAUGCCGCCGAAGGAAGAUGUCAUAUCCGCCGGUAGUUACUUAACUCAAUUAGAAAACUCAGACAUCCCUAUUCCAAAAAUACUCGAAAUGCAUUUCCGUAUGGCAAAGUGUGACUACCAAUUUCGGUGCAACAAUUCCGUGCGCGCACUUGAACACGCCAAUAUGGCGCGUGAUCUCGCCGUUGAGUUAAAUAUGCUAGAGUUCACUGUUCAUGCGCAAAACCGGGUGACAUAUCUGCAGACGAAAGCGCUUUUUGGAGUUCCUGACAUGGAUGAAGACGAGGCGAAACGAGUGCUUUUUGAAGAAACGUCUUCUAGUGGAAGUUUUUCCAAAUAAAGCUACAUCCUACGUUGCCGCCUAAAAUUAAAACAUAUUCUUCUUUAGAGAGAGAGUGACCGCCCCUGAUGUGAUGGCGGCUUUUUUCAAACCGGACAAUAAAAAUAAAUAAAAUUAAAUGUUCUCAUGUGUUAAAAGCUGUUAAAUUUCGCGUAUAGUGCAAAAAGGAUGAUAAUAUAAAUAUAUAAACUCAUUGGAAGAUUAUUCGCUGUAAGAAAUUGAUUCUGUGUGGCGAUAUUUAAUUUUCUUUUAUUUGUUCGCUGUGCGCGAACAAAGGAACAUGGAUUAUCGUAUGUUUUUCGUGAUGUGUUACUGAAAAUCGGUUUUGCUACCACGUCAUAUUGAUUGGACUAUAUAUAAAGGUAAAUUAACUUUACAAGCGUCGCUUACAAACAUGGAGAAUCGAGACUUUUGUUAACCUAUUCAAAACAGAUAUGGUGUUUUGUCCGAUCCGCCUAAUUAUGUGGGCGGAAAUCAAUCUGGUUAAAUAGUGUCCCAAGUGUUCAGACAAGAUUUUUCUUAGAGUUCACUAGACAAUAAAAUGGUUUACAUGUUCGACGAGCUGCGAUUCAUUCGAAACGAACAAGUGUACUGCAGCCGAGAAUUAACCCGUUUGCAUGACACUGUUGCAAAUGUUACUGAUAAAUUGUGUCAGGCCGUCAGUACUACGAAUGCCCAGAAGAUAUUUCUCAAAACAUUAGCUUACAAAUCUAUCGACAUGGAAGCUAGAGCACGGCGAAAUAACCUCAUAUUCCGAGGUUUUGUCGAAAAUUAUGGUGAGAACUGCACGCAAGUACUGCAGGAUUUCCUGAAGAAUCAACUUGAUAUAGACAGCCAGUUUGUGUACAUCGCUCUGGCACACAGACUUGGCCAAAGAAACCCUCGGUGGCAGCAUAACCACAGGCCAAUUAUUGCGAACUUUUGGGAUUUUGGUGACGUAGAACGUAUUAUGAGAAACGUCAGACGCCUGUGAAACACACCAUUCUCCGUAGACAACGAUUUCCCAAGAGAAAUACAAGAGGCUCGCGGACGCAUGUGGCCAAAAUUCAAAGAGCUGUAAAAUCGGGAUCCUCGGUCGAGGGUCCAACUAGUUUACCCUACCAAACUCAUCCAGGACGGUAAUCUAAUACAAAAUGAGUUACCAGAAUGGAGCCUGUUUAUAGGAGCAAACAGGCUAGCCAAGCUCGAGCAUAUAACACAAAUUAGGCCACAUCAUCCACAAGUACGUGAAAUAUCUCCGAACUUUGCAGAGAGAAAGUUGAGCCAGUCUGUUACAAACGAUGUCGGCCCGCCAAUCGAACCCAGCUCACAGAAUCGAGCCCCGAUAAAGACAUGCGACACAGUACCAACAGGUUUUCGGGAUACAGCAACGUCGAGCACGAUAAGCGACGUCACAAUCAGCACAGCAAUUCCCAUCAGCACAAAUGAUCAGGGGCAGCAAACUGCUAGACAUGACUAACCAAUCCACAAGCUUUUCAUCGUUUAAGACCCCAAGUAUCACGCAUUAUCUAAAACAGCAAACUCUACUUUUAAGUACUCAGCCAGCUAUGACGCAAGACGAAACGGCGAUAAAAUCCAUCGUUGCUGACAACGACAACCCAACACUAAGUCGCCAGGAGACAACGCCUACAAGGGGCAACACGAGAGUCACAAACAGAUCCACUGAAAGGGCCGAGCGCCGGUCACAGUCAUCUGUUCCGUACAGGCGACUGAGCAGUGCUAGUAAAAAUAGAAUUAAAAGUGACAAAACGGCUUUCCCCGAAAACAAAAAUGGCACUAUCGGUUUGUCCAGCGCUAUUAAUAGCAUAGUAAACUUAACACCAGCGAGUGAAAAUACACUUGCAAACGGGAAUCACGUGGAAAAUAGUAAAUGUGUGCCAGUUGCCACCGGCGAUACGCAGCAGGUGAAAAUCUAGUACGUUUUACAGGAGGCCAAUUUACGAAAAGCAUUACUAAAUGUCCAAGGUUUAUCGACAAGACGUGUAAAUAAAGUACAAUCGAGUGAGCUGAUUAAUGUUUUUUCAUCACAUGAUAUUGUUCUGCUCACUGAAACUUGAACGAACGAUUUCUCAGAUUUAAAUGUUAAUGGUUUUGAUCAUUAUGUUUUAAAUCGAACUCAGUUAUUAAAAUCAAGCGAAUGGGCGUCCAGUGGAAUUAUUGUUUACAUUCGAAAUGAACUCACUAGCAAAGAUAAUUUAGUGUUUACAAGCGAAGAUGACAUUCUUUGCAUUAAAAUAUCUGCAUCUAAAAUUUGUUUACAACAUGAUGUGUAUAUAUUCUUAUGCUACGUUAUACCUGAGAAUAGUUCGAGACAGGCUAUAGUGGAACGCCAUACACUUGAUUGAGUACUCGAGUAUAUAAUGAAUCUUAGUUUUAAACAGUGAAAAUUUAAAUGUUAUAUUAUGUGGUGAUAUGAAUGCACAUACAUCUGAUUUAUCCGAUUUUGUGUCAGAUAAAAGUAUUCAUCAUAUUGAUUUUUUACCCGAUGGCUAUGUAGCUGAUACGGGCACAGCGCGGUGUUCUCAGGACAAAGGUCGUAUUAAUAAUAACGGAAUAGUAUUACUAGAUUUGUGUAAACAAACCGGAAUGCGUAUUUUAAAUGGGAGGUGUGAUAGGGAUCAGGAUGGAAAGUACACUUUUAUUGGCAGAACAGGUUCUAGUGUAGUCGAUUUUGUAAUAGCAACGCCAGGUAUUUUUAACUGUGUUCACUCUUUCCGAGUUGAGGAUCAAAAUAUUUUAUCCGACCAUUGCUUAAUUGAUUGCUCUUUUGUGUUUAAAGAUAGUAAUCCGUCAAUCAAUAACUGUUUUAACCGAAACGGUACUGCAGGGGUUGUAAAUUAUAAAUAUGUAUGGGACAAUGACCAUUGCUUAUGUAUUAUUAUUUUAUCUUGGUUGCCUGUGCUUUCUUCUAGUUUGCCUCUAGUUUGCAUCUAGUUGUUUCUUGCUUCUAUUUUGUUGCCUGCUUAUAGUUUGUCCCAUGCUUUUAUUCUGUUUUUGUUGUUAGAAAGCUGUUGAUCAGUUCAUCUCGAAUCUGAUUCGAGGUGAUAUUCGUCUUUAGCACUUGGUAUCUGUCGCACUUUUGUGUUUCUUUUUCAAUUUAGUUUCUUACGUUGCCGUCCUAUUGCAGUUUUUAGACCUACUUGUAGGUCUAUAUCAGCAGCUUCCUACACAGUUUUUAAUUGCCUCCUAUUUUAUUCUAUUUUAUUUAUGCUUUGAUAUGAUUUCUGAUAUGCUUUUGUAUUCUAUUGAAAUUAUAUUAUGUCAUACACUGACUCUGCUGCAGGUACAGCUUUUUGUGCAUUAUUGUGUUGAUAAUACAGUUAGCCCCUAUAUCAAAGUCCUUGAAUAUUUUAUUAUAUUUUGUCUAUUUUAUUUAUGCUUUGAUAUGAUUUUGAUAUGCUUUCGUAAGCUAUUGAAAUUAUAUUAUGUCAUACACUGACUCUGCUGCUGGUACAGCUUUGUGUGCAUUAUUGUUUUGAUAAAACAGUUAGCCCCUACAUCAAAGACCUAGAAUAUAUUCUUGGUAUUUGCCUAUAUGCAUGCCACAGUCUUUCUCCGCCCCCACAUGUGCAAUACCAGCAAGAAAGUCAAAUAUUGUCAAAUUCAGUUCAAUGCUGCAUGUAAUUAUUGCCCUAAUCUGUGUUUUACCCUUAAACAUGUAUAUGACUUUUCUCUUUAGCUGUUUUACUCAUGUUUAAAGUACACAUUUGUUGUGUAGUCGGUUCAAAAGCUUUGCAGGUUAUGUUACUUGUUAUAUAUCUUGCCGACUCAAAAUAAAAUGUAUUUGAUUUGA